Molecule: messenger RNA, 1335 nt
Organism: Paramuricea clavata
Lineage: Eukaryota; Metazoa; Cnidaria; Anthozoa; Malacalcyonacea; Plexauridae
Source: the annotation of a GenBank genome assembly
AUGCGUAUACCCAAUAAAGCCAUUUCACGGGAACGUCACCCUUCUCCCACAACUGAAGAUUUAAUUGAAAAACUAAAUGGUGCUGCACAUUUCUCAAAACUUGAUCUAAGCUCUGGGUACCAUCAACUAGAGUUGGAUGAAGCUUCGCGUGACAUAACUACAUUUGCAACUCAUGAAGGUCUCAAAAGAUAUAAACGUUUGAACUUUGGCACAAAUAGUGCUGCUGAGAUAUUUCAAAAUGUCAUUCAGACCACAUUCCAAGAUAUUGACGGUUGUAUAAACAUAAGCGACGACAUACUAGUUUUUGCCAAAACAAAACAUGAACAUGACAUGACAUUAGAAUCUGUUCUACAGCGUGCUAAUGAAAAGAAUUUAAGAUUCAACGGUGACAAAUGUGAAUUUGAUAAACCAAGCAUCACGUUUUAUGGUCAUGUUUUCUCGAAGCAGGGUAUAUCCCCAUGUCCUAAAAAAAUCGAAGCGAUCAAGUCUCUAAAACCUUCAGCGAAUGUUUCUGAACUUCGUAGCUAUUUAGGAAUGAUAACAUAUUGCGGCAGAUUUAUUCAAGAUCUUGCAACACUGACUGCCCCAUUACGUAAACUUACAAAGAAGGACAUAAAAUACGAAUGGAAAGAAUCACAACAACGUGCGUUUCAUACAUUACAAGAAAGAUUGAACGAAAAAACCACUUUAUCAUACUUUGACCCUUCAAAAGACACCAAGCUCAUUGUAGAUGCCUCUCCCACUGGCCUAGCGGCAAUAUUAAUACAAAAUACCCCCAGCCAAAAUGACGAAACUGUCGUUGCAUAUGGCAGUCGUGCUCUUACAGAAGUAGAACAAAGAUAUAGUCAGACAGAACGCGAGGCAUUGGCAAUUGUUUUUGGCUGCGAACAUUUUCGUUUAUUUCUCUGUGGAAUUCAUUUCACAAUCUAUACAGACCAUAAACCAUUAGUAUCGAUUUUUCAGAAUCCAAAUUCACAUUGCCCUGCACGACUAGAACGCUGGCGUUUACGCCUACAGUCGUACAAUUUCCAAAUUCACUAUCGCCCUGGCCACGAUAACCCAUCCGAUUACAUGUCAAGACACCCAAUGAAUACGACCUCAGUGACAUCACAAGACAGUGAAAACUCUGAAUAUUAUAUUCAGUUCAUUGCGGAAUCAACAACCCCAAAAGCAAUGACCCUUCAACAAAUCAGAGAAGCAACACAAAAUGACCCAACUUUGCAACAUGCUGCAUACAUAAUACAGCAAAACAAAUGGCAUACGUUAGACACCACAACAUUUUCCAAAGACACAGACAUUGAUAUUCGUGAACUACAAUACAAUACAAUACAAUAA